GAGAGAGAGAGAGAGAGAGAGAGAGAGAGAUUGCUGAAGCGAGGUUCAAAGCUCUUGAACCGAGUUAAUGGUGGUUUUGCCUCAUUUCUUAAUUUGAAGGUGAACCAAAGGAAAACUGGCCUGUUUCAUUUAUUAAGGGCUUAUUCAGCCUGUUGAAGAUUAGCUUAGGAUUUCACAACUUGGACGUACUCGCUUCUUUUAUGGGCUGCUGGUUUUCAAAACAAGUCAAGCACACUCCUGGGUAUGAAGAACCGGCUAUUCUUGCAGCUGAGACCGCAUCAGUCACUGUCAGCGAGGUAGAGGCCCUGUACGAGUUGUUCAGAAAAAUUAGCUAUUCAAUUUUCAAAGAUGGCCUUAUUCAUAAGGAAGAGUUCCAGCUUGCUCUCUUCAAGAACAGCAAGAAGAAUAAUCUUUUUGCUGACAGGAUUUUUGACUUAUUUGAUCUUAAGCGAAAUGGUGUAAUCGAUUUUGGGGAAUUUGUUAGAUCCCUCAGUGUCUUCCAUCCAAACACGGCACAAGAUGAAAAAAUUGCAUUUGCUUUCAGAUUAUAUGACUUGAGGAGCACUGGUUUUAUUGAACGUGAAGAGUUAAAGGAGAUGGUGCUUGCUCUUUUAAAUGAAUCAGAGUUGUGUCUUUCAGAUGAUUUAGUUGAAACGAUCGUUGAUCAGACAUGCAAGCUGGUAGAUUCUAACUCUGACGGGAAGAUAGAUCCCAUUGAAUGGAAGGAAUUUGUGACGAAAAAUCCAUCCCUGCUCAAGAAUAUGACUCUUCCAUAUUUGAAGGAUAUAACAAUGGCAUUUCCCAGCUUUGUAAUGAGCUCUGAAGCUGAUGAUGAAGUGUUAGAUUAACUAGCAAGUGAUAAUGCUCUUGUUCUUCUCAAUUUGUUAGCUGAUUUCUUCUAAUCUUUUUGGUAAGAGUGGAUGGAUUACUCAAAACCAGAAGGCUCUUAAUCCCUUCAGAGCAGUUUUUGUUGUUCAAUACAAGUAGCAUAGUAUGUUGAUCUUCUACUGAUGAAAUAUAUAAGUCUGUAUUGUGAUACUGAACUAUUUUGGUCUCUUUUCUUGUAAAGAUAGGAGGAUGAGAUGGAAUCUCUCUUUGAAUUUUGGUAUAUAUGUAGGGAAGCUUUGAUCAAUUAAUGUAUCAGCAUAUGAUUGGCUAAGGCUUUAUUAAGGCCAGCUUCAUGUGCUUAAACACUUCAUGACUUUAUUAUCAUUAUUAAGGCUUCA
Molecule: messenger RNA, 1226 nt
Organism: Dendrobium catenatum
Lineage: Eukaryota; Viridiplantae; Streptophyta; Magnoliopsida; Asparagales; Orchidaceae
Product: calcineurin B-like protein 7
Exons: 10
Coding region: 201-848 (215 amino acids)
Biological process (GO): calcium-mediated signaling
Molecular function (GO): kinase binding; calcium ion binding
Source: RefSeq, a predicted model, not a curated record